Molecule: messenger RNA, 1026 nt
Organism: Rosa chinensis
Lineage: Eukaryota; Viridiplantae; Streptophyta; Magnoliopsida; Rosales; Rosaceae
Product: 50S ribosomal protein L7/L12
Exons: 5
Coding region: 236-844 (202 amino acids)
Biological process (GO): translation
Cellular component (GO): ribosome
Molecular function (GO): structural constituent of ribosome
Source: RefSeq, a predicted model, not a curated record
CCCACAGAAUUAAGAAUUAAACCGGAAACUCUGAGCCACCGAAAUCGUUACUCACAAACCAAAACCCCCAAUUCGAAACCCUAACCCUCCAAUCCAAUCGACCCCGGCUUCCUGCUUCAAUUCGGCUCGGGCAAUAAAGGGAGUCUGACUGGUUUCAGCAUUACCAACACAGCCCCACCCAUUUGUGCCGAUUGACCGGUGCAGGUUUGGCUUUCCAAGUGAUUUCUAAUUUCCAAUGGCAUGCUCUUUACGACGCUUCUCCAGUCAUGCUCGCAUUUCUCAAACCACUAUUACCGCCUUAGGGCCCAAAGACCAUCUGCAAAGCAAGGCUAUAAUACACCCACCUGCCAGAACUGUGGCUCAACAAAUAUCAGGGUCCCUAUCCAGAUCCGCCACAUUCAGUCACUCUCGCACCCUCUGCACAGCCACUGCAGCAAGCGAGACACGGACCAAGAAUCUUGAGCGCAUUGCUGAUGAGCUCUUGGACCUCUCAAAGAUUGAGAGGCAUGAUUACUCCAUCCUCUUCAGGCUCAAAAUGGGCCUCAACCGGUAUGGCCCCGCAAUCUCAGGGAUGAGUGCCGCAUCUUCUGAAUCUGGGCCUGCUUCCACAGACUCUAAGGUGGCAGAGAAGGUCGCAUUUGAUAUAAAGCUUGAGAAGUUUGACGCAGCGGCAAAGAUCAAGAUCAUAAAGGAGGUUAGGACUUUCACAGAUUUGGGACUAAAGGACGCUAAAGAGUUGGUGGAAAAGGCUCCUGUUGUGCUGAAGAAGGGUGUGACCAAAGAGGAGGCAGGGCCUAUUGUUGACAAGCUUAAGGAGUUAGGUGCUACUGUGGUAUUGGAAUGAAAUCACAGUUGUCUUUCGUUUGAUUCUUUUUGUCCUUUUGGUUCAUGUAGAAUAGUUAUCGAUGAGUCUAAUGAUAAAUGGAGAAAUUUUUUAGUUGGUUCAGUUAGGACUCCUUUUGUUUUUAUGUUGAUUGGAAAUUGGCUUUGAAUGAAUUAUACAGUGCAUGCCUAACGUUUCAGACA